GGCACCGAGCCGCCACCGUCCCCCUUCCUACCCGGGAACGCUGUGAGUGAGGUUUGAACCCCCACCCGCUGCAGCUUCGUUGGGGGCCACCCCAGUGCUGGGGGUUUCCUGGUUUGGGCUUUUUUUGGGCUGCCCCCCCCCUUUUUCCUCCUCCCGUGUCUCCAUCAGGGAAUCCAGCACUGCACCGAAGCCAGAAGAGACAGAGCAAAACCCAACCCAGGCCGAAAGCUGCAUCCGAAGCAAAAACCCACCCUUUUUAUCGCCAAGGAGAUUUUUUUUUGUUGUUGUUUUGUUUUUUUUUAAUUUUUAUUAUUAUUAUUUUUGAAUCCUGAUCCCAGCCGUAGGGGAGGAAGCGGAGUCUGGGCGGGGAGGCUUUCCCGGUUAUUUAUUUUCUCCCCCCGCAGAGGUGUCUCCUCCGGCCACUGGCUCACCAUGAUGUUUCGAGACCAGGUCGGCGUCUUGGCCGGUUGGUUCAAGGGCUGGAACGAAUGCGAGCAGACUGUUGCAUUGCUCUCCUUGCUCAAACGCGUUAGCCGGACCCAAGCUCGCUUCCUCCAGCUCUGCCUGGAGCACUCCCUGGCCGACUGCACCGAGCUCCACAUCCUCGAAGGAGAAGCCAACAACCCUGGAAUCAUUAACCAAUGGCAACAGGAAUCCAAGGAUAAAGUGAUUUCCCUAUUGUUAACCCACCUGCCUUUACUGAAGCCCGGAAACAUCGAGGCAAAAGUCGAAUACAUGAAACUCUUGCCUAAAAUCCUGGCCCACUCGAUCGAACACAACCAACACAUCGAGGAGAGCAGGCAGCUGCUGUCCUAUGCCUUGAUACACCCAGCCACCUCCUUGGAGGACAGGAGCGCCCUGGCCAUGUGGCUCAACCACCUGGAGGACCGCACGUCGGGUGGCUUCGGGAGCCAGGGCAGAGGUCGGUCGGAUUCGGUGGACUACGGGCAGACGCACUACUAUCACCAAAGACAAAACUCCGACGACAAACUCAACGGAUGGCAAAAUUCUCGAGACUCGGGCAUAAGUGUCAGCGCUUCCAGCUGGCAGGACAAAAACCUGGCGUGCGAGAACGGCCAUCUGCCCCUCUACUCCUCCUCCUCCGUCCCCACAACCAUCAACACCAUCGGCACUAGCACAAGCACCAUUCUCUCAGGCCAGACACACCACAGCCCUUUGAAACGCUCUGUGUCCCUUACCCCACCCAUGAAUGUGCCAAACCAACCUUUAGGACAUGGAUGGAUGUCUCAUGAGGACUUACGAGCUAGAGGACCCCAGUGCAUCCCUUCCGAUCAUGCCCCCCUGUCUCCACAAAGCAGUGUAGCCUCUUCGGGAAGUGGUGGGAGUGAACAUUUAGAAGAUCAGCCUUCCGCUCGUAACACAUUCCAGGAGGAAGGGAGUGGGAUGAAAGAUGUCCCAGCCUGGCUGAAGAGCCUCCGGCUGCACAAGUACGCCGCCCUCUUCUCACAGAUGACGUAUGAGGAGAUGAUGGCCCUCACCGAAUGCCAGCUUGAGGCACAAAACGUUACCAAAGGCGCAAGACACAAAAUAGUCAUCAGUAUCCAAAAGCUAAAAGAAAGACAAAACCUGCUCAAAUCUUUAGAAAGGGACAUCCUGGAAGGCGGCAACUUGCGUGUCCCGCUACAGGAACUACACCAAAUGAUCCUCACCCCUAUCAAAGCCUACUCUUCCCAAAACUCAGGCACGGAGGAGCACAGCCGGGAUGCGGACUCUCAUCACCCCUCCUCCCUGAUCGCCUCAGACAGCCAAGGCUCCGACUGCAAGGACUCUGCCGCAGCGGGGAUGCAGCAGCACCAUUUGCCGGGAUGCGAGGGCGAGUCGGGAGGAGGCCCUUUGCCUGAAGGUGACCUGCCCGGACAGUUCACCAGAGUGAUGGGGAAAGUAUGCACACAACUUUUAGUUUCCCGACCCGACGAAGAGAAUAUAAGUUCCUAUUUACAGCUCAUAGACAAAUGUCUAAUCCACGAGGCGUUUACAGAGAUCCAGAAGAAGCGGCUGCUGUCAUGGAAACAGCAGGUGCAGAAACUCUUUCGGUCUUUCCCUCGGAAAUCCCUCCUGGAGCUGUCAGGCUAUCGGCAGCAGAGGAGCCGAGGCUUUGGCCAGUCGAACUCCUUACCGACAGCUGGAUCUGCAGGGGCAGGACUGGGCCGGCGAAACCCCCGCCAGUUCCAGAUCCCUUCCCGCAACCUCCCCACUGCCCGGCUGGGCCUCCUGGGCCCCAGUGGGUUGCUGGGCACCCCCCAGCGCAGCCCUGCCGCCAGCCCCGCCAUCCUCAAGCAAGGCAGACAGAACCUCUGGUUUGCCAACCCCGGGGGCAGCAACAGCAUGCCCAGUCGGAGCCACAGCUCAGUGCAAAGGACGCGCUCGCUGCCGGUCCACACAUCCCCGCAGACCAUGCUGAUGUUUCAGCAGCCAGAGUUCCAGGUGCCAGUGACUGAACCUGACAUCAACAACAGGCUGGAGUCCCUGUGCCUGAGCAUGACGGAGCACGCGCUCAGCGAUGGUGUUGACCGAACCUCCACGAUCUAGAAGGCGUCGCGACGGGGACGCUGGCCGGGAGAACAACUGCUGCGGGUCCAGCGGCGAGGUCGGGGCUUGCAGGGAGCCUCAGCGAUAGCUUGCAUCCUUUCUCCUCUCUCUCCUCUGCUCUUUCUCUCUCUUUCUCUCUUGUUUUAAUUUUGUGAAUGUGUAGAUUGUCCUUGUGAACAUAUCAUUAGACUUGGAAUUUGUGUUGUCAUUUAUUACAUCCAUGCUAGGGGGGGUAAAGAAAGGCAAAAAGUCAAUAAUGAUGAUGAAAAAACAUGGGGAGAGUGGGGGGCGAUGAGGCAGGAGAGUGCUGACAAUGGAGGGUUCACUGAAACACCGUGUGCAAACCCUGUUUCUGGACAAGGACAUGAAUGAAUAUUGAAUAUCACACAGGUGUGUGACCAAAAACCCUUUGGGGAGGAGUUGCCCGUCCUGCCAGGGGCUCUGAGGCCGGUGGUCCUGUCUCUUUAGUUUUGCUGCAUUCAGGCACGGACUGGCCCAGCGAGCUAAAAAGAAACCCAUAAAUAACCCCAAAAUUGCCUUUCAGUUUAGCCAAGAGCAUCCGCAGUUUCGAGGCAGUGUCGUGCAGCGCAGGUCGGGGUGGGGGCACGUGGAGAGGGUGUCUCGCCCAACGGAGGGUCCCGAGGGACAUCGGUGAUGGGGGGGGGGACGCUGGGUGAGUUUCUUUGCCUCUUGCUUUGCCUGCGUGGGUAUCAGGAAGGUGCUGCAUCCUGGCUUUACACAUUUCCUCUCAGCCUGCCAAAUCCAGCCAUAAGGGGCUUUUCCAGCCCCCGGAGCAGCCGUGAGGGAUGAAGGAGGCUUGGGAGCAAGCAUACGUUUUUAUUUAGCCAAAGGGCACCAAAAUGCAGCUCCGCAACUCUUAUUUUCUUUGCAUUAAAGAUGUGCCAGGGAGGAAAGGUGGAUGGCAUUGGCUUGGCUGCCACUCACCCACUUCUUACAACAGGGAGCUAAAUUUGGUCUGAGGGUGUUGAAUGGGUAGAUCCGACCCAGUGCUGCUCAAACCCCGGCUCAAAGCGAGAUGAUAGAAUCAUGGAAUGAUUUGGGUUGGAAGGAAUCUUAAAGCCCAUAGAGUUCCAACCCCCUGCCAUGGGCAGGGACACCUCCCACUGGAUCAGGUUGCUCCAAACCCCAUCCAACCUGGUCUUGAGCACCUCCAGGGAUGGGGCAGAGCCACCACUGCUCUGGGCAAAGAUCAGAGCCGGAAAAGCCAUCAGGGCAUGUAGCGAUGCUUGGUGUAGCGGCAGCUUCACCACUCCAAGUCCUCUGAUGGACACAGUGAUGGAAUAAUAAUACAAUUUAAAUGAAUUCAUGAAGAGAGGUGAUGGGUGGGAGCAGCAUCCACAGAGGUUGCUGCAGUGGUUCCAGAUUGGGCUCGGCCGUGAGCACCGAUGGGCAGCAGCGUGUGCCGGGACCGGCCGGAGCAAGGCUCCAAGGGGGGAACUGGAGCAUCAGUUGGCUUUGCAAGGUUGGGAGAUGUGUGAAUCCUUUUGCCGUGCAGCAUUUUUGAAGUUGUUUUCGAAAACCAAGUGCCAAAUGCAAAUGUUUUAUGUUUGCUGUUCCUUGGGGUCCUGUUUCCUGGCAGGCAUGAGAUGUUGGGAGAGGGAGCAGAGUAGGGAAAACCUGAAAGCGAAGGAGGUGGGGAAGAGGUGUGAGGAGGUGAAGGUGAAGCAGGGGCCAAGGGGGACUGAGCCGCAGGUGCCACCCAGUGCUGGGGGCCUGGAUCACCCCCAGGCUGGGGGGAACCGAGGUGCGAACACAGCUGCCAUAGCAGGAGCCUUCCUCGAGCAAGGCUCCGAUGUAUUUACAGAGCUGAAAAUCUAUUUAUUCCUUCGCUGACUAUAGAAACAGAGGUUAUCUGAUUGUUAAGAGAGAUUAUUUUGGAUAUAUUACCUAUUAACUUGCUAUGGCUGGUAACCAUGAUAAUGUCUGUUAUUAACAACCACCAAAUAAUUCAAUUGUUUUUUUUUUUCCUUUUGUUAAAAAAAAAAAAAGCUUAUUUUCCAUUGACAGUGUAUAGGACUUAGUUGUGUUUGCUGUUUCUUGUUUUUUUUUUUUUUAAAGUAAAAAUAAUAAUAAUAGUGGCUUCAGUUGCGUUCGGGAAUUCCUGCCGGGCUCCGGGUUGCCUGUGCUGAGUGCAGGCAGCAGAGCACCGGCGAAAGAGAUUUAAAAGGACAAAAAAAAAAAGCUCAAAUCCUAAAAGAAAAUAAAAAUUAUUUAUAAAAAUAAUAAAAAAAAAGAAGAAUUAAAAAAAAAAAAAAACAGUUGCAUGAGUGAGGCUGUGAAGUCAAAUCUUUAGUAAUAAAGCGGCAGUGCCUUUCUUUUUUGUAUUCACCCAUUGUGCAACUGUUUUGUACCCCGUGGCGAGGGAGAUGCGGCCGCCGGGUGGGCGUCUCCCCCCCUUUUCGUGGUGCUGUUCCCCGGCUCAGCGCCCAAGUGUCCUUGGGGCCGGCGGCUGCGACACCCCAGGACAAAACCAAACCAGCUUUGCUUUCGAGGUGUCCACAAGCCCUGAGCUCGGCUGGACUUGAGCUGGGAUUUGCCUUGGCUUGCUCAGCUCAGUCAAAAAAGAUCUCGAGGGGGGCGUCAAGCCCGGCCGGCAUCCAGCAGGAAAAUCCCAAACUGUGAUGGUCAGCACUUAGGGAACCGAUUUGUUGUCACCUUUCUCCAUGUCGGGGUGCAUUGGUGCCCCAGGUUUGGCUUUUCUGAAUGUGCCUGAUGGGAAGUGGGUCCUGCAGACGUCUCUAAUUUGCACACAGCGACAAGAAACACUAAGAAAAAAAAAAAAAGUUGAUUUUAUACGAAGUCAUCCAGAGUUUGCAAAGUGAGUUUUAUUUUUUGUAUUCCUUUAUCUUUACUUAAAGGUGAAUGUGUAUUCCUCUGGGAGGAAUAGGAAGAUAAAAAAAAAAACAAAAAACCACAAAAACAGGAAUGUUAAUAAUGUUAAACAGAAUACUUCCUCCCUUAUUAAUAUAUAUAUAUAUAACCCUUAUGUAUUUAUGCAUAUUGUAAGCUUACUUUAAAAAGCUUUGGACUCUCUUCUGUUGCAUGCCGUUCCCGGGCAGCCUUUUAUUGUACAUGCAUGCCUUUAGUCCUGGUUUUCCUGUACAAAGUUAGUGCACAAAGAACUAUUUUUGCCUAGUUAAUGUUGCCGAGCAAUGCCUAUUUUUUAAACAUUUCUCUCUCUCUCUCUCUUUUUUUUGUUUUUUUUUUUUGGGUCAUAUAUGGAAAUCGCAUGUUUGUUACAUGUAAAAGCUUUCCGAUAUAAAGAAAUACUAAUGUUUGGAGAUGCUGGUCUUUGCAAGUGUACAGUUUUCCAAUGUUGUUCCCCCCAGUGAAACACCCUCGUGAUUUCGACUCGCUCCGAUGUAUUUAUUACUCAUUUCCUCCCAUGUAACUAGGAACCAUGACUAUAUUUCAUAUCAACGUUAUAUUGAAAGUGAAGGGAGAUGAUUAAUACAAGGUUUUGUAACACUGGGGUGUGGUGCCUCCUUAUUUACACUCUUAUUUUUUUUAUUUUUUUUGGCAGAAAGCCUUGGAUUUUAAAGAAAAAUGGAAUAAAAUCCAUGUCCAGCCCUGUGGGGUAAGGGAGGUGCAUGGUUCUGCGGGGCAGAGUUAUUCACGCUCUCUUGGGGCUUGGAGCAACCUGAUCCAGUGGGAGGUGUCCCUGCCCAUGGCAGGGGGUUGGAACUGGAUGGGCUUUGAGGUCCCUUCCAACUCAAACCAUACUCUGAUUGUGUGAUACAAAGCCCAUGGUGGGAGUUCAGAGCUGACAAAUGGCCAGCGUUCCCCAUGCAGCUGCUUCUCUGGUCCUUUGGGAUGCCCACGCCCCAGGAGCUGUUUAGAUGUGGGAUUUUCUUUUGAAAUCAACAGGAAUUGGGGCUGGAGCAGCUCGGAGGGUGCGGCAGAAGCACAUAGAGUGAUUUUGAUUGGAAGGGACCUUAAAAAAGAUCCAGUUCCAAACCCUACCAUGACAAGGACACCUCCCACUGGAUCAGGGGCUCCAAGCCCCAUCCAACCUGGCCUGGAACCCCUCCAGGGAUGGGGCAGCCACCACUGCUCUGAGCAACCUGGACCAGGGCCUCCUCACCCUCACAGCAAAACACUUCUUCCUAAGAUCUCAUCUCAAUCCCUUCUUUCAGCCUCAAACCGUUCCCCCUCAUCCUAUCCCUGCGCUCUGAAUGAGGGCAUCUGCAGACAUGCUGAGUACGCACUCUGUCCUGGUGGCCACAUCAUUAAUUAUGAGGUUAAAGAGUAAUUAGCCCCACUAAUGACCCCUGGGGUACACCACUAGUGACCAGGUUCCAGCUGGACUUUGUGCCAGUGAACCCGUCCCUCUCGGCCAGUUUUCAGCCUCCAGCAAUGUAAAUUUAUCCAGCCUGUACUUCAUCAGUUUGUCCUUGACAGCGUUGUGGGACAGAGUGCCAAAAGCCUCCCUGAAGUCAAGACAGAGCACCCACUACUCUGCCCUCGUCCACUGGGUCAGUCACCUCACCGGAGGAGAGUAGAUGGGUGCACAUUCCCCUUGUGAGCCACAGUGACUGAUCCCCAUCUUCUUCUUGUCCUUCAGGUGUAUGGAAAUAGUGUCCAGGCUUAGUUGCUCCACCACCUUUGCAGGUGGUGCAGGUGAAGCUGACGGCCAGCAGCCCCUCAGAGCCUCCUUCUUGUCCUUCAUGAGGGAAAGAGUGGCUUUUUCUUGGUUCCAGGCUGCAGAAACCUGCCCCGUGGCCGUGCCAUUUCCAGGAUCGCCGGCAGUGGCUUUGCAAUGGUUUCUACAGUACCUGUGGGCGCAGCCCACCGAUCCCCGUGGACUUGUGCGUGUCCACAUCUCUCAAAAGAUCCAACGCCAAGUGAGCUUUGGCUUCCUAGACCCCAACCCUGGAGGCCCUGUGGUCCUCACAGGGCCCCUGCUUCCACCUCUGUACACUUCCUUUUAAUGGCUGAGUUGUUUCAGGAGCGACUUGGGCAUCCAGCCCAGCCCAUGACCUUCACAGCCCUCACUAGUUCUUCCUCGUUUGCAAGCACGGGAGGGAGCAGAGCAUCUCUCCUUGUUUGUGUAUGUUGGGACAAGAUUAUGGGUGGGCCUCAGAGACCUCCUGGGUGGCCUUGGCUGAUAUCCCCCACGAUGCCUGCAAAUGUGGGGCAUAUUCAGAUUGUUUGAAAGCCUCAUCCAUUUCUUCUCCUUCAAAGAGGCUCCUAGCAAGCACCCCAAAAGUGUAGCGUGUCCUCAAGUCCCUUCUAUUUAAAGAUGCUCCUGAGCGUUGUGGGCAGGGCCAUCCCAGGAGGGAAAGAGUCAUCGUUGUGUUCAAAGAAUCAAUCACAGAAUGGUUUGGGUUGGGAGGGACCUUAGAAUCCAUCCAGUUCCACCCCCUGCCAUGGGCAGGGACACCUCCCACUGGAUCAGGGGCUCCAAGCCCCAUCCAACCUGGCCUUGAACCCCUCCAGGGAUGGGGCAGCCACCGCUGCUCUGGGCAACCUGGGCCAGGGCCUCCCCACCCUCACAGGAAAACACUUCUUCUUAAGAUCUCAUCUCAAUCUCCUUCUUUCACCUUAAAACUGUUCCCCCUCAUCCUGUCCCUGCCCUUCCUGAUCCAGAGCCCCUCCCCAGCUUUCCUGGAGCCCCUUUCAGUCCUGGAAGCUGCUCUAAGGUCUCCCCGCAGCCUUCUCUUCUCCAGGCUGAACAACCCCAACUCUCUCAGCCUGUCCUCGUAUGGGAGCUGCUCCAGCCCUCGGAUCAUCUUUGUGGCCUCCUCUGGACUCGCUAUAACAGAUCCGUGUCCUCCCUGUGCUGAGGACUCCAGAGCUGAACACAGGGUUCCAGGUGGGGUCUCACCAGAGCAGAGGGGUAGAAUCGCCUCCCUGUCCCCGCUGGUCCCACUGCGUUGGAUGCAGCCCAGGACACGGUUGGUUUCUGGGCUGCCGUCCCACAUCGCCGCCUCACUGGGUGUUCAGUCCCAGCAGAAUUCCCCCACCCAGGAGAGCACCGGCAUCUGCUGCCCACAGGCUCUCUGUGCACCCGCCCUCCCCACACGGCCAUGAAAAGUGGUCCCCAAACUCCAGAGAAACACCGUUUCCCUCCAUAAAGAUUUGCCUUUCCAUGCCGGGGUGCCUGUGGGUUUCAAAGCGCAGGUUUGUGGCGUUAAUAGAGAACGACAAGGGAAAAGCAAAAAGCCCUGGGUUGGAAAAUUGGAGCUGUAAGGGUUGAAAAUGCUCCAAGGGGAGUCCAGUUGGGGAGAGUCUGUGGGAGCCCCCAACGUGCAAACUGGGAAGAGGAAAAAAUCCAUUUCUGAGCUGUCUGGAGUGGUUGGAUGAAUCGGUAACGGUGACUAAAGGCUUUACCAACCUUUGCUCCUGGAUUACAGGGUCCCAUCCAGCCUGGAGGAGCAGCUCAUGUUCUCCUGCUCCAGCCCACAUCCAGGUGGGAGCAAAACCAGGAGCUGGUAGUUGCUGUGUUAUCAGCUGGCUGGGUCUCGGCAGCAUCCCCGGCAGGCACGGGAUAACCACGGGUUAUCUUGGUAACAGAAUCUCUUCAACCUUGACCCCGAAGGGUGAUUCACUGUGGGGCUCAGCAGCAUCACUGAGCGCUCCGAGGAGCUCUUUAUAACUGGGAUAUGCAAACAGCUUGGCAAUGGGCACCAUGGGGCACGGCAUCGCUUACGCAGGACAGUGGAAGCAGCGGGGCUGAGUGGCCCCUGCAUCCACAGGUCCUGGCACGGGAUCAGAACAGAUGUAGUAAAUCAUAGAAUUGUUUGUUUGGAAAAGAUCUUUGAGAUCAUAGAGUCCAACUGUACCUGUCCACUGCUAAACCAGAUCCCUGAGCACCUGUUCUACCUGUCUUUGAAACACCUCCAGGGAUGGAGAUUCCACCACUGCCCUGGGCAGCUUCUUCCAGUGCUUUAUCACUCUUUCAGUAAAGAAAUUCUUCCUAAUGUCCAAUCUAAACCUCCCCUGGCACAACUUGAGGCCAUUUCCUCCCAUCCUAUCGCCUGUCAUUUGGAAGAAGAGACCAGUAUCCACCUCACCAAGGAGUUAUAGUCAGCGAUGAGGUCUUCCCUCAGCCUCCUUUUCUCCAGGGUAAGCCACUCCAGGUCUCUCAGCUGCUCUAGAACCCCUCUCUCCAGCCCUAUAGAGUUAUAAUGCUUCCUUUAUAAUGAAGACGAGGCCACCUCUCUGCAUCAUCCAACAAGGUGCGUGCUGAUGGAUGCUUGGACUGGCUUAGCAACAGUUUUAAUCCCUGUGCAAUUUGGGAGAAGGUCCUAGAGCUGCGCUGGCUGCCGUGGAGCUGUUGGCACCCCCAAAGGGAGCAGUCGAAAGCAGAAGAACCAGAGCUUCACCCCUGCUGAGGAAGAAGCCCGUUGCAGGCAGAGUCAGGGCAAACAGCAGAGCGGUGCUUACAGCCUGCGAGUGCCUCAAAGAGCAAAGAAGCAGGUUUUUCCCCCCUCAUUUCUCUAAGAAAACACCCCCUGACUGAGCCAGGUUAGAGGAGAAAUUGCCCAGCUCAGCGGGAAUUCCCACUUUUCUACAGAUAAUAGAUUUUUUGGCCAAUUUUAAAAAAUAAUAAUAAUCAUCACCCUGGCAGGUUAGCCCUUGUGUUUUGACAAACCAGCUCCAUCUCCAUCCCCGUGACACGGCAACGCAGGCAGGACUUUGCACCCCAGGGAAGCAUCACUUGGCAGUGAGAUGCAGCGAAGCGGGUGGGACCCCACAUCUCCCCCCCUCCAUGUCCCCAUUCUGGCAUCGGGGUGAUCCCAGGCCUCCCGGAAAGGCAUUUCCAGUCCCUGUGGAAACUCUUACUCCUCUCCUGUGGUGAGCAGAGCUCGGGGCCAGGCUCAGCAGAGGGAGCCACAGACUGUGCAUCCCUGCAGACGGGCAGUUGCUGCAUCACUGACCUUGAGCAUCACCCAGACAGAGCUGUACAAUCCCUAGCUUGGAAAAGACCUUUGAGAUCAUCCAGUCCAACCGCACCUGUCCACUACUAAACCAGAUCCCUGAGCACCUCAUCUGCCCAUCUUUUAAACCCCUCCAGGGAUGAAGACUCCACCACCUCCCUGGGCAGCCUCUGCCAGUGCCUGAGAGCCCUUUCCAUGAAGAAAUUUUUCCUAAUGUCUAAUCUGACCCUGACCCUUCCCCAGCUUUGUUGCUCUUCUCUGAAUGCGCUCCAGGACCUCAAUGUCUUUCUUGUAAUGAGGGACCCAAAACCGAACCCAGGAUUUGAUGUGCGAACUCAUGCGACCUUUGCAAACCUCCAGCCAGCGAUCCCUCCUUCUGUUGCUUCCCUACAAAAAACUUUCCCAUCCUUUUCUUUCUGUCCUCCAGCUGCACUGGAGGACAUUAAUAUCCUUUUCCCUCCCAGUUUAUAGAAUCAUAGAACAGUUUGGGUUCGAAUGGACUGUAAAGCCUAUAGAGUUCCAACUCCCUGCCAUGGGCAGGGACACCUCCCACUGGAUCAGGUUGCUCCAAGCCCCAUCCAACCUGGCCUUGAACACCUCCAAGGGAUGGGGCAGCCACCACUGCUCUGAGCAGCCUGGGCCAGGGCCUCCCCACCCUCACAGGAAAAUAUUUCUUCAUAAGAUCUCAUCUCAAUCUCCUCUUUCCACUCACACCCAUUGCCCCUCAUCCUGUCGCUGCACUCCCUGACCAAGAGCCCCUCCCCAGCUUUCCUGGAGCCCCUUUCAGUCUUGGAAGCUGCUCUGAGGUCUCCCUGCAGCCUUCUCUUCUCCAGGCUGAACAACCCCAACUCUCUCAGCCUGUCCUGCUACAGGAGGUGCUCCAGCCCUCGGAUCAUCUCCAUGACUUCUUCUAGACUCUCUCCAGCAGAUCCAUGUCCUUCCUGUACUGAGGACUCCAGAACAGGACACAGGGCUCCAGAUGAGGUCUCACCAGAGCGGAGCAGUGGGAGAGAAUCCCCUCCCUCACCCUGCUGAUCCCACUGCUUUGGAUGCAGCCCAGGACACGGUUGAUUUCUGGGCUGCGAGCACGUUGCUGCCUCUCGUUGAGCUUCUCAUCCACCAGCACCCCAAGUCCUUCUUUUCAGGGCUGCUCAAUCCAGAAGCACCACUGAGGUUUGGCACUUCUAAAAUAAUUUACAGGCCUGUGUUGCUCAUUUAACAUUUUUAAGCUUUGCUUUACCGUUGCAAUCUCAGUACAGAGGAGCAGAGCAAACAGGUGAUGUGGUACAGUUCAUUCUGCCAGAACCACCCCUGCAAAGACACAGCUCCAAAAAAAAAAAAUUUGUUAAAAAUAAAUAAAUACCUUGUGAUGAUUUUCUGCUUUUUUUCUUUCUAGCAAAAUUGACUUGAAUACUGUGACAACUGUUACGAGGAGUGGCUGAGGGAACUGGGGUUGUUUAGUCUGGAGAAGAGGAGGCUGAGGGGAGACCUUAUUGCUCGCAGGGAGGGGAGUGAGAGGGUGAAGGAGAGGAGAGAGAUCUUUAGGCUUGGAAAAGACCUCUAGAUCAUCCAGUCCAACCGUCAACACAUCACCCCCGUGCCCACUAAACCAUGUCCCUAAGUGCCGUUUCUAGAUGCUUUCCAGAGAUGGAGACUCCACCACUGCCUUGCAGCCUCCUCUAGUGCUUCACCACACUGUCAGUGAAGAAAUAUUUCCUCAUAUCCAGCCUUAAGUUGCACCAGGGGAGGUUUAGAUUUGGAUAUUAGGAAAAAAUUCUUCACUGAAAGAGUGGUGAAGCCCUGGCAGAGGCUGCCCAGGGCAGUGGUGGAGUCUCCAUCCCUGGAGGGGUUCAAAAAGCGUAUAGAUAUGGCACUUUGGGACAUGUCUGAGUGGUGGGCUUGGCAGUAUUAGGUUUACAGUUGGACUCAACAAUCUUAAAGUUCUUUUCUAACCUAAACGAAUCUGUGUUUUUUUGUGAUUUAUUUGCCAUCCUUUACAGCGCAGCCCAAGACUUAUUAAAAAGAGAUUUCAUGUUUUAUAUCCUCUCGACCUCUAGACCAUGACUGCAAAUUUAAAUACAACUGGAAGGCAAAGCUUCUCAUAAAGGUUAUUUUCCGUAGUUCAGCAGAAAGGCUCAGACAAAGCUCAAAGGGCACAGCUGGCGAGGGGGCCCUUCCAUAACCCUGACAACUCACUGGAGAGAGCAGGAGCAGAAGCCAGAGGCCAAGUAAUGAGCAAUUUGAGCUCAUUAAGCAAAUAUAAGCUGGUGGAAGGUUGUGAUGGCUGCAUGAAGCCUCCGGGAUGAGCAGAGCCCUUCAGUGCCGUCACUCAGAAAGGCAGAUUUUCAGGUAGAAAGAGCCUGUUCUGGGAUCCCCUGGGUAAAAUGCCCAAGCAAAGCAGACCCCUUCUGAGUUGCCCCCACAAGUGCUGACAGGUACUCAGUCCAAGUGGGACAUGGACAACAGCCACUCGCUCAGGAACCCACACUGCACUGAUGGAUACACCAGCCCUACUCGACCGUGCAGCCUCCCCGUGCCAAACACUCGGCUUGCAGGCUGGCCAUCUGUCAGGGGUUUCCCAGCUGGCUGUACUGCCCAGGUUCCUCAUACCUGCCUUUCAAAGACAAAACCACAAGGCUGGCCAUGUUUCCAUGACCACCUCUGGGGACAGGUUGGGUUGGGCUGGAAGCUCUCCUGUCUGAUGGCAGCUGUGAUUCACCACCUACCUGACCAAGCUUGACGACCAGCAGCAGGAUCUCAUACACAAGAGGGUGCCUUAAGGAAGAUGCUUUGGGACUUGUGCCUUUUAGAGGAGAAGAAAAAUCUGCCAUAGAGACAUCUGCCCAGGGUUUCCGGGAGAGGCAUCCCCUUCUCCAGCAAGCUCCCAGAGCAGGAAUGGCUGGAAGAGCAAGCGACCCACCAGCCAGGUUGCCGUAGGGAAUUCACACCACAAGGCAAGAGAAACAAGGCCACUUCUUAGCACGGCAAGAUAAGCAGCACUCAUCACGUCUAGGAAUCCUCGCUGUGAGGAAUUGCCUGAGAUGAAUAUAAACCCACAUCUGGAAGUGGAACGCAAGGGGAGAGGACAAAGAGCUUGUGCCAAUGACUGUUUGGGCAUAGUGUCUGGGCAGGGCACGGGGACUUGCUGACCAGUCCCUCUGCAGCACGAGUGCAGGAGAUGAUGGGAGACACCAGAAAGAAAAUCACAGUGAUAGAAAAACAUGAAGAAGCUGUUGGACUCUUAAAAUUAAAACUGAGAAGCAACCCAUACCACUGAAGGGUAUCAGGGCAUGAAUUGAGCACAUGAUAAAGCAGGUGGGGUUUUGGGAGAUGGCGAAGGUUAGGGACAGGAGGAUGUCACCGUAGUAACAGAUUCUGUUUCUUUCACAGAUUUGGUUAUCACACUCUUCUGGGGGGUUUUUUGAGCUGUAAACACUUUCAAGCUGAAUAUAUUUUCACUCCAGUGAAAACAGAUUUUCCCAUGGUCACAAAACCAAGGAGGCUCCUUCCCAAUCCCACACUUAAAAAAAAAAGAUAAAGAGGCUGGGAACAGAAAAUUUCUUGCAGAAGUGCCUGGUGUGACAAACAGGCUGUUUCCCACCACAAGCACCGGCUUUAAUAUGCAGCUGGCAAAAAAACACAGAAGCAACUCAGCUUCACAACAAGGACAAUUCUUGACAAUGCUCCUGGGGCUGCCCAGAGGGGUUAUUUCCAAACGGGACAGACCAUUUGGAAAAAAAACCAAAAAACAUGAAGGGCUGGAGGGCACUUUCAUUCAUUGUUUCUCUCCGUUUCUGACUGCCACAGCGCUCACCCACAAAGCCACAUCGUACCAGCGGAUUCCCCAUCCUUGCCCGCAGACCCAAGACUUCUCUGGUUGCCCGUUCCCCACCUUGGCCUCAUUUAUCUUCUGCUUUCAUGGAAUCACCAGGUAGGAAAGGACCCACUGGAUCAUCGAUAAUAAUAAUAAUCCAACCAUUAUUAUUUGGCACAGAGGAGUAGGUAAGAGAUUAAAGAAGCAGUUGCUAAUCUUCAUAAAAGCACUAAAUUUCUUCUUUUUCCUCUUCUCAUCCAGGCUGGAUGAGAGGCUGAUGAGGCCGCUGCUCCUCUUGGCAGCUUGCAGGGGGACACAGCUCAUCUGUCAGUGCAUUUGUGGCUCCAACUACAGCACAGGCAACAUCCGCCCCUUAAAAAUGCUUGGAAAUACAGGAGAGCAAGCAUUACGUGUGAAAGAGCUACAGAGGGACUUCCCUGGAGCACACAUGCUCAACCUGCUUUCCUCCUGGUGAUUCUGGAUGCUAUGAAGCCACAGGGUGGCUUCAUGCUGUCCAUGGGCGCACGGUCCCCCCCCGUCCCUCUACACUACAAUGCUCCUGGGGAGUCUGGGGGUCUGUAAAUUGUGUUCCCCUCACCCUAAAUCAGCAGUAUCUGCAUCCUGGGAGGACAGCAGGGUGGCAGCAUCUUCAAGGCAGCCUUCCCCACCCUGAAGGAGCUGCACAGCUUCUGCUGGCACAGCCUGGGCUCAUUGCUAUGCACGGGAUGCGGUGCGGUGACCCAACCAAGACAAAGCAAAGGCUUCACCUUCAAGGUGUCUCAUCACACCUGCAUCACGUCUGCUGGCAGGAUAUAUUCCUUCAGGUAAUCUGAGCAUUUGGCCAGGAACCAGGCACUUCCUCAGUAAAGUGUGAUGAGGCAUUCAGGAGGGCUGAGAAGGCACACAAGAGGACUGUAAACCCACACAAGCCUCAACGCACGCAACAGCCACUGCGAAGUAGCCACUGCUUCCCACCUUCCAUGCCUCAUGUUGAUUGCCGUGGCACCAAGGACCAGCAAGAAGGUGACACCGAGUCUCAGGAGCCUUCUUGCUGUGCCAUCAGCAACUGGAAACACAUUUGUGGACAACAGUAACCUCUACCACCAUCUCAUCCCCAGCUUCGAGCCCCUGCUCAAGGAGACAGAGCUCGUGCCACUUCUCUGUCCAAUGUCAUCAUCUCCAAGUCACCAAGGAUGCCACCACUCCGAAGGAUAACAGUGUGCUUUAAUGUUUUAGAGACAAUGGACUUCUACGCGGUACAACAGCAGGCUGUACGCACUGUACGCAUAUACACACUGGUUGUAGUUAAAGCUUCUGUAUUUGAACAAUAUUCAUGUUCCAAAAAAAAAAAUGCACCAAGCCUUACAACAACAAAAUGUGAACAAAAUCCAAGGCCACACGUAGAGAGAGGUAUGUGUUAAGGACUACAGGUCACAUGGAAAUAAAAAACAGUGGUGGUGCAAUGCGAACUUUAUCCUGAAUAGAGAUAAGUGGUUAAAACGCAACUUUUCAUUACCUCAGGAGCAAGACCAUGCUUUACAGAGACUUAAUUCCCAACCUAAAGCAAGCAAAGAGAAACAAACGUACUGGUGUGUGCCCCUUUGGUCCACAAAUUCUCAGUUCUUGAGCCAAAACCAGAAGUUUUACUCUUGAACUUCAGACAAGAAAGAUUUAAGGCUUUUCAGCUGGAUACCUGAAACAUAUACUGAACUGAAGAGUGGCAACAUCCACCCUCAAUCCUUUAGGGAAAACAAAUGCCACACAGUUGGUGUAGUUUAUCAAUGUGCAACGCAGCUUGUUCGGUUAGCAAACACUUCUAUAGUGCCCAACUCUACGGAAUCCAGGAUGGAGGGGAUAAAAGACUUCUCCAAUAAUGCUGUGAAGGUCAUCAAGGUAAAAUUAGUGUAAUUAAACGCAUAAGGUUCUUGAACAUUCUUUAGGUCCAAUGGAAAUUUAACCAGAUGUGAUUUUCAUUUUGUUUCCAGCACCGGUUGAAGCAAGGGACAGGAAUUUUGGGAAGACCGAGCGUGCCAGACCAGGAACUGCCUUCUAGGUGAGUGUACAGAACAUCUUGGAUUCAUUUUAGGCAAAGCCCAAAUGAUCAUGGGAACCUGCACUGUGGGCAGCCGACACCCUGGAUAACAUUUUACGCUUUAAGGUUUCCCCUCCUGUGCUCACUUGGAGGAGGGUGGUUUUCAUUUGCACCUCAUGUUUUCCCAAUUAAGAGUUACAAAACACCCAUUAAAAUUAUAACAAAGUAUAAGAAAUUCAGCCAAGUCCAGCUGACCAAAAAACUUUUGGUACACAUACUGCCACA
Cuculus canorus (common cuckoo) is the source of this 16585-nucleotide messenger RNA. It is a transcript of the gene SAMD4A, whose product is annotated as sterile alpha motif domain containing 4A. Gene Ontology annotation, biological process: nuclear-transcribed mRNA poly(A) tail shortening; negative regulation of translation; regulation of mRNA stability. The record is from RefSeq and is a predicted model, not a curated record. Bases 433 to 2550 code for a protein of 705 amino acids. Gene Ontology annotation, molecular function: translation repressor activity; mRNA binding; protein binding. Gene Ontology annotation, cellular component: P-body. The transcript has 13 exons. NCBI's taxonomy places the organism in Eukaryota, Metazoa, Chordata, Aves, Cuculiformes, Cuculidae.